GCAGUAGUGAAUACAGUGAUGAAAAUGAAGGUAGUUAUUUUCUUCCUUGCUACAAUUGUAGCAACAUGCCAUGCUGCAAACUUCCGAAUUUUCCCUCUCCAAAUGAAAACUGGUUUAGGUGCACACUACCCUCCGAAAAUAUCGUGCGCAAGUUGGAGGCUUGGUGUGGAAGCACACAACUUGAUUGGCUUCACAACUAUUCCAAAAGAAUGUGAAGAAUUUAACGGAGAGUACAUGCUAAGUGAACAAUAUAGAUCAGAUUCCAAAACUGUUAAUCGUGAAGCUUAUUAUUAUGCUAGGGACCUCGAAAUCGCUUCAAAUGACAUUUGGGUUUUUGACGUAGAUGAGACUGCAAUCUCCAAUCUUCCCUAUUAUGCCGAGCACGGAUUUGGGGUGGAACCAUUCAACUCGACGGCGAUUGAUGAAUGGAUUGAACUUGGCGAAUUACCAGUGCUGCCGGAGACUAUUAAGCUGUACAAUAAACUGUUGUCACUUAACAUCAAGAUUGUAUUCUUAACAGAAAGAUCAUUGGUUCAUGAGAAAAUAACUGCUGAGAACUUGAAGAAAGCUGGAUACUACACAUGGGAAAAGUUAAUUGUCAAGGAUAAAUCGAUAUACGCAGGCAAAACAUCACAAGAAUACAAAACAGCAGAGAGAAAGAAGCUGGUGGAAGAAGGAUACAGAAUCAUUGGAAACACAGGAGACCAAUGGACCGAUCUUCUGGGAAAACACAAAGGAGAUAGAACCUUUAAGCUGCCUAAUCCAAUGUUCUACAUUCCCUGAUCCAAUGUAGUACAUUAGUUAAGCUCCAUAGCCUGUUGUUUUCUUGAAUAAGAUAUGGAGACUCU
Molecule: messenger RNA, 848 nt
Organism: Gastrolobium bilobum
Lineage: Eukaryota; Viridiplantae; Streptophyta; Magnoliopsida; Fabales; Fabaceae
Product: stem 28 kDa glycoprotein-like
Exons: 3
Coding region: 19-783 (254 amino acids)
Molecular function (GO): acid phosphatase activity
Source: RefSeq, a predicted model, not a curated record